AUGCCUUCAAGUUCCAUCCGCCCACCUGCAACCAGGAAAUCGUCUCGCACCUCGAGUCCCUUUCGCAACUCCAACUCCUCACCCGCACCUGGGCUAGUACUUAAGAAAGAGAAGGCCCAAACGUUUCUGGACAGCUGGGUCGAGCCCCCGCCAAAGAUCCCCACCGCCAGCUUUGAAGAGCACGGCUUUGCGCGACACGGAGUCCUCGAAAACAUGGCGCCCCUCGGCCAACCACCGUCCGCCAAGCUGAAGGCAAAGCUAAGAGGAGGUCCGGAGACGCAUAAGCACUCGCUGCUAGGCAAGAACGGGAAUGUGUCGGUGGCGGAAGAAGCUUUCUCAACUCCUGAGAUGACACCGGCCGCAGAGCCUGAGCAAGCAGAGUCGGACCCCCCCGAGGAGGACGCGAUUCUCCCCCCUUCAAUAGAACCGCAAGACGAGGACGAGGACGACGAAUAUAUUCCGAACGGCGUCAGAAGCGCGUCGCGAUCUGGCAAGACGGCGAUGAAGAACGGUUUCAAGGCGACAACGCCGCAUCGCGACGCCGUCCUCGCGCCUACCACCGCCCCGCCCAGCACGCGGACUCCUGCUCAAAACCAGAUCAUGCUGAAGGCCGUCAAUGCCGCCAUGAAGAAGGCCACGGAUGAUGGCAGGCCCUCUGUGGGCGACGCAGUCCGCCGCUUAUAUGACGAGAGUUGCCACAACCAGACCUACGCGCGGCUACUGGAUGCCAUCCUGAAUGAGCGAGCCACGCCGCAGGAGCACCUUGAUUUUCACAAUUACAUCAAGAGAGCGAAGAAGGUCUCAAAGACUCGUGAUCGGCGAGCGAGGACGCAGACGGCUUCUUUGCAAGCCUCUCCAGUCUCGCACGCCAAGACUAGAAAUUCUUCACUGACAUCCGCCCGCCCCGCCGACACAAUAACAACAAUAGCUGCCGGCUCCACCACACCUUCAAUACACACAAUAGCAGCGCAGCCGAACUUAGUAGCCACCUCUGGACUGAAUCCUCUCUCCAACGUUCCUCACCUCUCUCCCAAUCUUUCUCCAAACCACCGCCACAACAACAACAACAACAACACUUUCGCUCCGUCACCCCGAUCAACAACACCACCUUCCCAGUUCACCGCCGUCAACGGCAAUUCCAGGUCGACCGAAAUGGUCUCGACUCGUAGACAGACCAAAGGCGCGGCUCCGCCACAGGAUGCUGCUCCGCCGCGAGCCGCAGCCAAGCAGCCAGCCGCGAAACCACCCAAAUCACCCAAAGGCAAAGGUAAAGCGCCGAAAUCACAAGCGAAGGCCACUCUUGAUGCGACGGAUUCUGAGCUGAGCGAUGUCAACGAAGACAUCAUCAUGAGCGAGCCCCCGGAGGCCGUCUCGGUCAAGGGAGAAGACCUAGCCGCUCCACCCAAGGCCCCGAAGCAGAAGCUCAUCCUCAAAAACAUCCCCAAGGGCAAGAAACCGAAGUCAUCCACUGCUACACCGGUACCAACGUCCGGAAAGCGCAGCGCCGAUGAGGCCGGUAUUGACGAUGCAGAGAGAGAAAUUCAGGUAAAGAAAUCGAAAAUGGCCCGCGCUUUCCCUGACUUCAACCUCGAGUUUUCUGCUAUUCGCUCGCUACAAGACUCGCCCAAUUUGCGAAACGGUGUAUUAACGGAGUUCGACCAGGUCUCACAGCCACUGGCUGCAUCAUCAUCAUCAUCAGCAGCACCACGACGCUCCGGCCGGUCACGAAAUGGCAACUCACAAGGCCCACAAGCUGCUCCCAACGCGACAGCGGCCCAGCUCAAUGGCACGAACGCGGAUGCUGCCUUUCCUGAUCUUGCCUCGCCCGCACACGACACGCCCGACUUCGCAUUCCUCGACGCUGCCUCGCCAGGCCCAGCUGAUUCGGCUGUCGCAUCCAGGCCAAUUACGAGACCUACGACUCCAGCCGCUGGACACGCAGCGAAGCGUCGCAAGAUUAACAAUGGCCCUGCAAAGACAAAGUUCUCGCCGGUCAAGGGAAAGGCAGCUGUUGCAAGCAGUUCGCGUACGAUUGGCGGUUCGAGUGCCCAGGUCGCGCCUGAUGACAGCGAUUCUUCCGCCAAUGACGAAGAUGUUUGUGCCUCAUGCGGUCUCGGCGGCCUCAUCAUCGGCUGCGAUCACUGCGAGGAUUGGUAUCACUUUGCUUGCGCCGAACCACCUAUUCCUGAAGGCGCGGAGGCACCAGAUGACUUUGUGUGCCACAAAUGCCGGCGCCUCUUUGCCGCAGCAGAGGCUUCACGAUCGGCCCCGACGAAGAAUCGAUGGGUAGCUGGCCUUGAGUCCGCUCUACCCGCUCCUGAAGCUGGUCCUAAAUGGUUCAGGCUACCUGACGACGUUCGCAACUACUUUGUAGGUGUGAAGACGAAUGCAGAUGGUGGCUAUGAAGAAGAGCCGGCACGUGAGAUUGGCCUCGAUAAACAAAAAGGCUACUUUGCCAGACCAGAUCCGCACAAGUUGAUCGACCACCACAAGGCCGUUCUAUGCCACGGAUGCUCGCAGUCAUCAGCCGGCAAGCGCGAAAUCCUCAAGUGCGAUUUCUGCGACAAGUGGUGGCACUUGGACUGCCUCGAUCCACCAGCUGCCAUCUCUCCUGUAUUGGUCACGGCAUCUGGCAUGACUCGUCGUGCCUGGAAAUGCCCGCUCCACGUCGAUCACGACCUCAAGGCUGUUGCAGAGAUGAGCGCGCCGACUUUCAACGGUACUCUCAAGCGCAAGCGAGCGGCUAGCCCGGACCUCGAUUCCGAUGAGAUAAUUCUGCGACACCGUAUCCGACGCCCCAAGGUGUUGAUUCCGCAAGAUGUUGCCUUGCCACGUGGCCUACGCAACGGCGGAAUCAUCGAAGUUGUGAGCAACGAAGACGAAUCGGAAGAUGAGGAAGACUGGGUCUACGACGACAAGGAACCUAGGCCAGAGGAUGCUAUUCUCAAGAGGAUUCCGAAACAAGUCAUCAUCGCCGACUUCAUUGGCUCCAUCAAGCGCCGACGCAUGAACGAGCAGGUCUACAAGGCGAGGCUUGCCUCAAAGAACCCUGCGAGCGCCAAGGGAAAGGCCCCCAUGGCCUCCACCAAUGGUGCCUCAACAAACAUCUCGUCCCGACCCAUCGUGGAGCAACAGGCCGCCCUCAACCUGGCCCAGUUCGCACAAAGAGAGACCGAUAUUGGUCUGACUGGUGAGAACGUCCAGUCGCUUGUCAACAAUCUGAUCGCGGAAGCCUCUCCGGAGGUAAUUGAUCUCAUUAGUAACCAGGCUUCUGGCGCUGCUGAGCGUCAGUUGCUGGAGAAGCUGCAGGAGCUUAUUACGCGCAAGCUGAAUGGCGCGGCUCCUGCCUAGAGUUUUCCUUAGUGUAUAGCAUAGCGAAUGGACUCGACCUAGCAUAGUUAGCUGCUUUUUUGAAUGGACUUUUGGCCCAAUUGUGGGAGCGUGGCGCCUAGGAUGGCGAUUGGGGGUGUGAAUCAGGUAGUUUUCACACCAAUUUUUCCAGUAGGCAGAUGCUGGAUGAUACUGCACUGUACUAGUAAUAGAGAAUCAAAAGUUUAUCAACC
Mytilinidion resinicola is the source of this 3563-nucleotide messenger RNA. RefSeq lists its product as uncharacterized. Gene Ontology annotation, biological process: regulation of transcription by RNA polymerase II. NCBI's taxonomy places the organism in Eukaryota, Fungi, Ascomycota, Dothideomycetes, Mytilinidiales, Mytilinidiaceae. Gene Ontology annotation, cellular component: Rpd3S complex. The record is from RefSeq and is a predicted model, not a curated record. Bases 1 to 3351 code for a protein of 1116 amino acids. The transcript is spliced from 5 exons.